AGGCGGUCUAUUGUGGUAUAAAAUAGAGAGCCCUCCCGCUCAGUGCGCAUUUACUGGGAAUUUGAAGUAACGUUUGUCGACGUGUUACACUGAGUUAUCAGCAAAAUGAGGGAAAUCGUGCAUCUUCAGGCCGGGCAGUGCGGAAACCAGAUUGGUGCCAAGUUCUGGGAGGUCAUCAGUGACGAACAUGGUAUUGACCCAACUGGUACUUAUCAUGGAGACAGUGACCUGCAGUUGGACAGGAUCAAUGUCUACUACAAUGAAGCUUCUGGUAAUGUUUUUUUCUUUUUAUAUACUUUAAUGGAGGUUAGUGUUAUACUUGAUCCUUACCAUGUCUGUGCUGUAGGUGGAAAGUAUGUGCCCCGCGCAGUGCUUGUGGAUCUGGAGCCAGGAACCAUGGACUCUGUGAGAUCUGGACCUUUCGGCCAGGUCUUCAGGCCCGACAACUUUGUGUUUGGUCAGAGUGGUGCUGGCAACAACUGGGCCAAAGGUCAUUAUACAGAAGGUGCAGAGCUGGUAGACUCUGUUCUGGAUGUGGUCAGGAAGGAGGCCGAAAGCUGCGACUGCCUCCAGGGAUUCCAGCUCACACACUCUCUUGGCGGUGGUACAGGCUCUGGCAUGGGUACCCUUCUGAUCAGCAAGAUCCGUGAAGAGUACCCUGACCGCAUCAUGAACACCUUUAGUGUUGUUCCGUCUCCAAAAGUGUCCGACACAGUUGUUGAGCCCUACAACGCCACAUUAUCGGUCCAUCAGCUUGUAGAGAACACAGAUGAAACCUAUUGCAUUGACAAUGAGGCUCUGUACGACAUCUGUUUCCGCACACUCAAACUCACAACCCCCUCAUACGGUGACCUCAACCAUUUGGUCUCUGCCACAAUGAGUGGUGUCACGACCUGCCUGAGGUUCCCUGGGCAGCUCAAUGCUGACCUGCGCAAGCUGGCUGUGAACAUGGUGCCAUUCCCACGUCUGCACUUUUUCAUGCCAGGCUUCGCUCCCCUUACCAGCAGAGGCAGCCAGCAGUACAGAUCACUCACAGUACCAGAGCUUACCCAGCAGAUGUUUGAUGCAAAGAACAUGAUGGCUGCAUGUGAUCCCCGCCAUGGCCGCUACCUGACUGUGGCCGCCAUAUUCCGUGGCCGCAUGUCCAUGAAGGAGGUUGAUGAGCAGAUGCUCAAUGUACAAAACAAGAACAGCAGCUACUUUGUAGAAUGGAUCCCAAACAAUGUAAAGACAGCAGUCUGUGACAUUCCUCCUCGUGGGCUCAAGAUGGCUGCCACAUUCAUUGGCAACAGCACAGCCAUCCAGGAGCUGUUCAAGCGCAUCUCUGAACAGUUCACAGCUAUGUUCAGGCGCAAAGCUUUCCUCCACUGGUACACUGGUGAGGGUAUGGAUGAGAUGGAGUUUACAGAAGCAGAGAGCAACAUGAAUGAUCUGGUGUCUGAGUACCAGCAGUACCAAGAUGCCACUGCAGAGGAGGAGGGAGAGUUUGAGGAGGAGGGUGAAGAGGAUGUUGCCUAAAUCUUGCUGUCAAUGUUGUAUCUGUUUGUCCUGUUCUUGUGACCUAUUGCAUUUUUCAGUGUUCUAAAUAAAUAAGUUCUCAAAGCGGU
Girardinichthys multiradiatus is the source of this 1607-nucleotide messenger RNA. Its product is annotated as tubulin beta-1 chain. Gene Ontology annotation, biological process: mitotic cell cycle; microtubule cytoskeleton organization. The transcript is spliced from 3 exons. The record is from RefSeq and is a predicted model, not a curated record. NCBI's taxonomy places the organism in Eukaryota, Metazoa, Chordata, Actinopteri, Cyprinodontiformes, Goodeidae. Bases 106 to 1518 code for a protein of 470 amino acids. Gene Ontology annotation, molecular function: structural constituent of cytoskeleton; GTPase activity; GTP binding. Gene Ontology annotation, cellular component: cytoplasm; microtubule.